CUAGCAACAGCUUUAGCAGACAUAACGGCAGCGAUGACCAGCUACGGGGUAACGCUUAUCUCGGGUCAUGACUCUGGAUCACCCGUGUGGCAGAUGGGUGUGAAGUUAUCAGCCUAUACAAGGCAAGAUUAACACAUUCAGCCUAGAAUAAUAAUAGAAUAAUACAGGUACAUAUUUACAUGUGUACUUCCUUGAGAAACAACAGUUGGAGUGUGUUAAUUAUAACAUACACAGGCUGUGGAUCUCUCGUAAUAAAUUCCUACCCUUGUGAUAACGCUCUAUGUAGAUGAGUUCGUGGUGAAAAAUUACCUGCCCGAAUUAAGACCUAGAUUGUGAUUUGGUUUGAAAGUUUAUUCUCAGUUCUGGACUGACAUCGUCUAUAGUAUGUGCAGGAAACAGAUGCAGUUUUAAACACUUAAUAUCCCGGAUAAAUGCUGCAUGUUAAACAGCGAAUGUUAGGAAGUGUAAAAGCGCCUGUUGUUUUUCCCUUCGUGGAUGUGUUAAAGCCGCGAGGAACAUACAUAUACAGACAGCAGAGGUAUCACGAGGCAGGGGCAUCGCUGGAGUCGGAGCUCGAGAGCGCUGAAGUAUUCAGGUGUCUGUGAUUGUCUAGCGUUAUAAAGAUUCCGGUGCCACUACGCUCGUGUGUUCUAGGCUGGUCCACGCGUAUUCUGAGAGUCAAGUCGUUUCGUCGCAUAAGGAAUGUACAUGUUUGUGUGAUUAAACAGUCGAGGAGGUAAUCUGUUAACAGUGUAGGUCACGGGUACAUACCUUCUAUUCACUGCUAUUACAGUUCGUGCGAUGAGAUAAGAGAAAUCAUCACAGAGACCUAUACCCGUGCCUCGGAGACCUACUGGAACAUCGGGAUCUAACAGAAGCCUCGGUGUCCAUCCUGAACCUCUGAGGCCUACCCGAAACUCGAAGACCAACCUGAACCUCGAAAGCCUACCCGAAACUCCAAGACCAACCUGAAUCUCGAAGAGCUACCCGAAACUCGAAUACCUACCUGAAACUCGAAGACCGACCCGAAACCCGAAGACCUACCCGAAAUCGGAAGACCUACCAGAAACCCGAAGACCAACCUGAAUCUCGAAGAUCUACCCGAAACCCGAAGACCUUCCAGAAACCCUGAGACCUACCUGAAACUCGAAGACCAACCUGAACCUCGAAAGCCUACCCGAAACUCCAAGACCAACCUGAAUCUCGAAGAGCUACCCGAAACUCGAAUACCUACCUGAAACUCGAAGACCGACCCGAAACCCGAAGACCUACCCAAAAUCGGAAGACCUACCAGAAACCCGAAGACCAAGCCGAAACUCGAAGAUCUAUCCGAAACUCGAAGAUCUACCCGAACCUCGAAGACGUAUCCGAAACUCGAAGACUACCCCAAACCCGAAGACCAACCUGAAUCUCGAAGAUCUACCCGAAACCCGAAGACCUUCCCGAAACCCUGAGACCUACCUGAACCUCGAAGACCAACCUGAACCUCGAAAGCCUACCCGAAACUCCAAGACCAACCUGAAUCUCGAAGAGCUACCCGAAACUCGAAUACCUACCUGAAACUCGAAGACCGACCCGAAACCCGAAGACCUACCCGAAAUCGGAAGACCUACCAGAAACCCGAAGACCUACCCGAAACCCUGAGACCUACCGGACCCCGAAGAUCUACCCGAUCCCCGGAGACUUAUCCGACUCCCGAAGCGCCCCUUUGCGUCUCCCGCUGACCUAUACGCACAUGAAUGGUAUUCUGACAAUGAAAGGGGGUCGAUAAUGUCAUGUAAAAUCGCAUACCAUAAAUCACGGGCGCAAAGCACCACGUGAUAUGCGAGGCUUUCUGUACCGGCUUUAUUGAUGUGUGAUAAAACCCACGUGGCACCGUGGGGAUAAACUGUGUGUUGCAGCAGCAUUGCAUCACCGUGCAGCCGGGCGACUGGCGCGCCAACUCGAAGACGUCCCAGUGUCACCAUGUCGUGGAGAGUGACCCCGAGAUGUUCGUAUCUUGUCUGUUUAACCCUCUUGCUUCUGACCAUUGGUCAGUCUGUAGCCACACCCAGCUGUCGUCCAGACACGAACUGCACAAUCCAGGAGACACUCCCCUGUGCAGUCCGUUCCACACAGUUCUGCCGGGAAAACAUCGGGAUGUUCUCGCGUCCCUCGGGGCAACUAUCGUGGCCGGGAAAACCACGUGACUUUGAGGUGAAGGCCGUGGAGAUACAGUGUGAUUUGGCCAUUGUUUCCGGUCUCCGCUUCCAGUGGAAGGCCCCACAGGACAGUAGCGUGCACCACAUGAAGGGGUUCAAGUUGACGGUGACGGCGCUGGACGGCAGAUGGAGGGGGAGUUCCCCCAUUUGUCGACUGUUUGAUCUGAGGAACGCUUCGUGGUCUAUUCCUGACGUAGAAGUAAAUUUCACCUAUAGGUUGUAUCCACUUCCAAACAAUACGCAGUAUUAUGUCACCCUCGUAAGCCUGCCACAACCGGAAGUACAACAUCUACCGGAAAUGGGUUACCACGUGACGGUGUACAUUCCGCCAAUAGGCCCAGGGGACUGGCGGAGUGAUAUUCGCACCUCUUUGGACGAGAACAAUCUCACAGUGACUUUCAACCUCGCUCCUAACUACUACAAAUUCCGACACUACGAUGUCAUCCUGAGGGGACUAAGUAACGAUACAUCUACCCGGCACACCCUUAAAGUUGGGGGCAGAGUCAAGAAUCGGGAUAGAUAUAAGCAGACCGUCUUCUACGAUGUUCCUACCGGAAAGUAUAGAGUUGAGGUGAUGCCUGUCGGUGGAGCGUGUCAGUUUGACUGUUCCAUGACAGUGAAAGGUCCAAUCGUAGUGGAGCACCGUCAACGACAACGACAACUGUCAUCAGAUUGGACGCCCCACAUCAACGUCUCUGUUGACGUCAACAACACCGUCAUCGUGACAUUUCAUGCUGCCAUCAGCGACGACAUCGCACACUACAACGUGAUACUCUCUAGCAUCAACACUACCAACGAACAGCAGCACAUCCUGUCGCAGGAUCACCACAAUGUUUUGAAAACAACGUUUCAGAACGUUUCUCCGGGGACUUACAGAAUUGGGCUGCAACCGCUUGGCGGACUAUGUGAGCAAGCAUGCAGCACAGUGUGGACCAACACCAUCUUAGUGACGUCUCAUGUACAACCAGAGCGCAUGUCCAUGCUCAACAAUCGUUUGCCUGGUUCAUCCGGGUCUCCUAAUGACGUCAUCAAAACCGUUCUGGGGUCCGUGCUGGGCGUGCUUGUUGCGUUAAUUCUGUUGCUGCUCUUCGCCUUCUCACUGAGGAACAGAGGUCGAGGUAUGAGGGGGUAUGUCAGACCUUUUCGUGUUUGGAACAGCGGAGCUAACUCACGUGACAGCCGAGAACCCUUGACAGCAGCUCCAAGUCAUAAAAACAAAAUUGCCAUGCAGCUACUUCCCCUUGAGCGGCGGAAGGUGUUUCUGUUGUACACGGAGGACCACGAAGCGCAUGUUAAACUUGUAGGCACUCUUGCCCUCUAUCUGCAAACCUACUGUUUCUGUGACGUGUUUCACGUUGAUUGGUCCUUCAACGAUAUCCGUUCCCUUGGGCCCGAAACAUGGACCAGUAAGUGCAUACAGGAUGCGGAAGUCAUACUUGUCAUCCAUUCAGUCGAGUCAGCCAAUCAAAUCCAAGCGUGGAAAAGGGGAAUGAAAAUAAAAGUGACAGAAACCUCUGUAACGGGGAGACUAUUUCAGGACGCUUUGCCAUCGAUAUUUAAUAAGGACGCCCUGAUAAGCAAGUGCAUAUGGAUCCAUUUUGGGAAUGGAAAAAAUACAGAUCUUAAUCUGCAUAGACAGUCGCGUGUUUAUAGUUUAAUGGAGGACUUUAAAGACUUUGUUUAUGACGUACAUAAACUGAAGUCAUGUGAUUCGUCGUAUGAUCUUCCCAUUAACGUCGAGCAUUCCAAAACGGAAGAAGGGAGACAACUCUUACAAGCAAUUCAAAACGCAAAGUUAUACGAAGAAGCCAACCCACAUUGGUCUGAAACUAUACAUGAUGAAACGGAAGUCAUGUGCUCUGAAGAUGUUGCUCUGUCACGUCUAUCAUCCGGAUAUAUUUCACAGGAUAGAUAUGACUUCGUGAAACCAGACGACAUCACUGAUUUUGAAGAUGGGAUUUCCAUUGGCGAAGAACUAAGAGAUAUCAACGCUAUUUACCUGACUUAACGAAAUAGCGAGAACAAUGGGGUGGUUUCAACGUUACUGCACAUAGCUACACGCUUUGACUCAUUACAACUAAUAAGCACGUCCAUGGCACCGUCUACGUAAUAUGCAUUGAUUUAUUUCUCAUUGGCAGAGAGAUAAUAAUGUGCGUGUGUGUGCGUGUGCGUGCGUGCAUGUGUGUGUGUUCUUUACAAAUCCUGAAUCUGCCGCUCACCGUUGAGAAGAGUUGGGUAAUCAAAGACUUCCUGAUUAAGUAUACGUAAGACAACACCACGGAUCCGAUGUUUACUCGUUGAAAUGGUCAGUUAAACCCCCUGGCGGGACCAUUUCAACGGAUUCGAGUGGUCUAACCUUUUUAAACCAUAGCCAACAUUCACAGAACAGCAUUCUUUUGAUGACCCUACUUAAAAAAGAUAUUCAAGAACUCUAUGCUCAGAGAACACUGUGCGAGUCGCCUCUGCGUGAUGCACGUGAAGGACAUGUGCCGAUGCAAGUAUGCAGAUCACACAGGACCCACUCGAGCACAUUUAUCAACCACCUUUAGGGGCCUAUGAUAACCAAACAUGGCCCUGAUCGAGAAAAGAGCUAUCUUAAUGAAAGCUACCAAAUCAGUUCAAUGUACAGAACAGCGAUGCUGAAUAUGUUGCAAAUAUCCCCGUUCGUAAACGAAUGGACUUAAACUAUUAAUAUUGAUAUAUAUAAAUGUGUCAUUGUCAAUUUAACGUUAGUCUUCCAUUUCGCCGUGGAACAAGACAACAGGCGUUAGUCUAUUCAUAGACUCGUUAGACCAGCCAAAAUAGAACUCCAUAAUUCCAGCCUAGUUCCGCAAGGGUUAAAACUGGACUUUUAUUGUCAGUUAACUCCCUUGUAUCCAGGGUGAGUAAGUUGGGUUUAACACCACUUUUAACAUUA
Messenger RNA from Haliotis rufescens (red abalone), 5118 nucleotides. RefSeq lists its product as uncharacterized. Lineage: Eukaryota; Metazoa; Mollusca; Gastropoda; Lepetellida; Haliotidae. The coding region runs from base 1966 to 4209 and encodes 747 amino acids. Gene Ontology annotation, molecular function: interleukin-17 receptor activity. The transcript has 15 exons. The record is from RefSeq and is a predicted model, not a curated record.